This is a messenger RNA of Dichotomopilus funicola, 678 nucleotides long. RefSeq lists its product as uncharacterized. Gene Ontology annotation, cellular component: nucleus; cytosol. Bases 1 to 678 code for a protein of 225 amino acids. Gene Ontology annotation, molecular function: nuclear import signal receptor activity. NCBI's taxonomy places the organism in Eukaryota, Fungi, Ascomycota, Sordariomycetes, Sordariales, Chaetomiaceae. Gene Ontology annotation, biological process: protein import into nucleus. The transcript has a single exon. The record is from RefSeq and is a predicted model, not a curated record.
AUGUCACAACCUCUCUUCGGCCUCGUCCCCGCCGGCCGACCGGUUCUCACUGUCCCUACCGAAACCCCUAGCGAAACCUCCUUUCUUUACGCCAUUGCGCCAGCUCCCACACCACCCAAUGCCUCAUCCUCUUCUGGGCCCGCCGGAUUUUCCCACAUUGUCGUCUUCCUUCUCCCUGGUGUCGUCUUACCCCCCGGAACAGCCGCCGCUAUCUAUCUGGUCACGCCACCAAGCACACCGGGGCAGACGCAACCGGAUUUCAAGUUUUUGGGAGCCAUUGGAGAGGGGAAGGAGAGUGCGAUUUUCAAAUUGGGGGGUAAUGGAGCACUGGGAGGCGGGAGAGGGGGGGAAGGGAACGUGGUGAUUGGGAUAUCGGUGGAGGACGCGGGGUCUGUCGGGGCGCGGAUGGCGGAGCUUUCUUCCUCUGCUGCUUCGUCUGGGACCGGGAAUAGUGGCGCGUUGGUGCCGGUCGCACCAGGCUCAAGAGGGGUAGGGCAGCAGCCAAGCACACUGGUGCUAGCGCAACGAAUCAUCAAGAACGCAUUCAACUUCCUAUCUAGUUUUAGUGGCACGGCUGGGCAGGUCGAGGUAGUGCCACUCAAGGCGUUUGAGGAGUGGUGGCGCAAGUUUGAGGGAAGGGUGAAGAGUGAUCCGGGGUUCUUAGAAAGAGAUGAUUAA